This is a messenger RNA of Phaethon lepturus (White-tailed tropicbird), 1056 nucleotides long. RefSeq names its product malic enzyme 2, NAD(+)-dependent, mitochondrial (gene ME2). The transcript has 9 exons. The annotation marks the transcript as partial. Gene Ontology annotation, biological process: malate metabolic process; pyruvate metabolic process. Lineage: Eukaryota; Metazoa; Chordata; Aves; Phaethontiformes; Phaethontidae. The record is from RefSeq and is a predicted model, not a curated record. Gene Ontology annotation, cellular component: mitochondrion. Gene Ontology annotation, molecular function: malate dehydrogenase (decarboxylating) (NADP+) activity; NAD binding; malate dehydrogenase (decarboxylating) (NAD+) activity.
AUGCUUUCCCGACUACGAGUAGCUACCACUCCCUGUGCGAUGGCAUGUCGCAGUGCACAUACAAAAGAAAAAGGCAAGCCACUGAUGUUAAACCCACGAACAAACAAGGGUAUGGCCUUUACAUUACAUGAACGACAGAUGCUUGGAUUGCAAGGACUUCUACCUCCUAAAAUAGAGACACAAGACAUUCAAGCCUUACGCUUCCAUAAGAAUUUGGCAAAAAUGACUGACCCCUUGGAAAAGUAUAUCUACAUAAUGGGCAUCCAAGAGAGAAAUGAAAAACUAUUCUAUCGGGUAUUACAAGAUGAUAUUGAGCGGUUAAUGCCAAUUGUAUACACACCAACAGUAGGCCUUGCCUGCUCCCAGUAUGGACACAUCUUCAGGAGACCAAAAGGAUUAUUUAUUUCUAUCUCAGACAGAGGCCAUAUAAGGUCAAUUGUGAACAACUGGCCAGAGAAUGAUGUUAAGGCUGUUGUCGUCACUGAUGGAGAAAGAAUAUUGGGUCUUGGAGACCUAGGUGUGUACGGGAUGGGAAUUCCAGUAGGAAAACUGUGUCUCUAUACAGCCUGUGCAGGAAUACAUCCAGAUAAAUGCUUGCCUGUGUGCAUCGAUGUUGGAACUGAUAAUACAACACUCUUAAAAGAUCCAUUUUAUAUGGGCCUAUACCAAAAAAGGGAUCGCUCACAGGUCUAUGAUGACCUAAUUGAUGAAUUUAUGGAAGCCAUUACAGACAGGUAUGGCCAGAACACACUUAUACAAUUUGAAGACUUUGGAAACCACAAUGCUUUUCGGUUUUUAAGAAAAUACAGAGAGAAAUACUGUACCUUCAAUGAUGAUAUUCAAGGGACAGCUUCAGUGGCCUUGGCAGGACUGCUGGCAGCACAGAAAGCCACUGGUAAACCACUUGCAGAGCAGAAAGUGCUGUUCCUUGGAGCAGGAGAGGCUGCCCUGGGAAUUGCAAACCUCAUUGUUAUGGCUAUGAUGGAAAGCGGUGUUUCUGCUGAGGAAGCCUAUAGGAGGAUAUGGAUGUUUGACAAAUACGGGUUACUGGUUCAG